GCAAUCUGGCUGAUUUGUACGGGAGCUCGUGAGGCGGCAUUCCGUAACAUCAAAACGAUCGCUGAAUGCUUGGCUGAUGAGAUCAUGAACGCGGCAAAAGGCUCGUCGAAUAGUUAUGCGAUCAAAAAGAAGGACGAGUUGGAACGAGUAGCCAAGUCUAAUCGUUGA
Ostertagia ostertagi is the source of this 168-nucleotide messenger RNA. The record is from the annotation of a GenBank genome assembly. Lineage: Eukaryota; Metazoa; Nematoda; Chromadorea; Rhabditida; Trichostrongylidae.